This is a messenger RNA of Gallus gallus (chicken), 2539 nucleotides long. It is a transcript of the gene C2orf50, whose product is annotated as chromosome 2 open reading frame 50. Bases 239 to 733 code for a protein of 164 amino acids. NCBI's taxonomy places the organism in Eukaryota, Metazoa, Chordata, Aves, Galliformes, Phasianidae. The record is from RefSeq and is a predicted model, not a curated record. The transcript has 3 exons.
AGCCUUCAUGCAACGAAGCAACACAAAGCAGUAGGAAAUGAUCAUUAAACAACACGGAAGCAGAACAGUGCUGAGCACUGCCCAACAGUGCUGAGUGCUGCCAGUCAGUGCUGGUGUGCGUGCUCAUUUUUUUAAAGCAGUCCAAAUCUGCAGCUGAAAGAAAGCACCGGGAGAAAAGGAGCUCUGAAAGCACAAACAAUAGCAGGCUUAACCUUCCUAAAGUCUCAAUAGGUUUCUUAUGAGUGUCAAAAUGGACACAUUGAAAAAGGGUUCUGGAUUCAGGAGGAGCACCUUAUCAAGUUCUUGGCAUCCAACAGGCACAGCUCUGGGGCAACCAGCCUCAGCUCCACCUCUGUCUCGUGGCAGCACCUGGCCUGGAAGAGCACCCCCGGCUGCUAGGCCCAGGGCAGAGGAGCAGGCAGCACUGCAGCAGGACCAGGUACAGCAGGAUAAGAUCUGGAGGGAGUCUGUGGAGGCUGAAUGGAGAGGAAGAAAAAUCUGGUACCAGAACUGGAGUUUCCUAAAGGACUAUGACCAAAUGGGUAACAAAAAGGAACAGAAGCCACUACCAGACCAUACGUCUGUGUUUUCAAACACAGUUCCCAAUUCCACCAACCAGAACAUUGGUAGUAGGAUGAAUACUGAACUUGGCAAGAUGCUGAUAAACAUGGAUUACCUCUUCAGCAGGGGAGCACAAAAGAGGAAACUCGAAGAUGACCUCCAGCUUUCCUAAGGCUUCAAGUAAAAAUACCAGUAACAAAGCAAGUGAAAGAGUUCUAGCUAAUAGACUUCUUUCAGAUUGAAAAUAGCAGGUAACAAAUUCCUCACCUUCCUUCAGAAAUAGUGCUGUCCAGCAUAGAACUUCUUCAAGAACAAAGCCGUAUGCCACCAAGCAAUGCCUAAGGAGACAAUUGUCUUCUGAUUUGAGGUAACUGGGCCAUAUACAGUGAGUCAGGACCACAGAUCCCAUCCAUCUUCCCAUGCAAGGCCAUUGUAACAUUGCUACUAACAUCAGAAAGUACAAGUUUAGAGCCAAAGGGCAAUUUCUUCCUGAAUUUUUACCUCCUAAAAAGAAACAAUUAAAGGAGAUCAGCUCAGAUGAGAUGCACCACAAACAACAUGAUACAAACUCUGGAAGUCAGUGCAAUAAAAUGCAGUAGGUUGCUGCAUUUCAUGUAUUUAGCCAAGGAUUCAUCAGCCUACCACUUGCGUGUUUAAGCUUGUUCUAAAGAGUAAAGUUGAAGGCAUAUAAGAUGCGUUAUGUGCAUUUUCAAGCCUCCCUGCUGAGGGAAGGAAGCCAAUUUUUUUCAGACUGAUUUUCAUUUUUGUUUCCUUGGACUUGCUGUUUCUCCCCUCUGCUCUCAAAUUCCCUUUAUUUUUUUUUUUAGCUCAUGGAAACCAUGACCAGAAAGCAGGCUUUUACAUUUUGCUCUGAAAACAUGCCAGCUCAGAAACCCGAGCCAGGCUGAGCCAGGUUAUAUUCUUAUUAUCACCAUUCUUGAAUUUAACAAGUUUGUGGCUCCUAAAAUCUGUGGUUGCCCAGGGAAACCAUCAUAAGGCUAAAUCAACACAAUACUGAAAGCCUGUUCACUAAUGCAUCUAGACACAAAGCUUGUUUGUGAUCUGUUGUUUUGUAGGAAAACAACAUUAAUCAGCAGAGCGUGGGGAAUGUACACACAAUACCUGCCUUCAUAGGCUGUAUGUAGUGUCUGUAGAACCAUGUUCAGCCCUUGCUGGAAACCAGCACAGAAGCCAUUAGCUCUGGUACAACAGGAACUCAAUGGCCUGAGGAGAAAUCACAGAUUCAUGGAAUCAUUAAGGUUGGAAAAGACCACUAUGAUCAUGCAGUAAUCAUACCAACCAAUCCCCACUAUGCCCGCUGACCACAUCCCUCAGUGCCACAUCUCCACUUUUCUUGAACACCUCCAGGGAGGGCGACUUCACCACCUCCCUGGGCAGCCUGUGCCAGUGCCUCACCACUCUUUCUGACAAGAAAUGUUUCCUAAUAUCCAACCCGAACUUCCCCUGCUGCAACUUAAAGCCAUUACCUCCUGUCCUAUCAGUAGUUACCAGGGAGAAGAGGCCAAUGACCCCCACCUAACUCCUGAAAGUGUGAUCUCACCAGUGCUGAGUACAGUGGAAUUGUGUUUCCUCAUGCUUCACAGCUGAGUCUAUUUUUGAGGUUGAAACCAGCAGCUGAAGGCAGUUCAAAAGCACAAGAGGUGUACUGGAACAUGUGAUAACUGUCAACAUCCAAGUGGUCUCUAGAAAAAAAAAAACAACAAUGAAAGAAGAUCCUGCUCACUGAAGUCAUAGCAGCAAGAAGUUCACCUCCUAGCUUCCUCAGUAGCUGAGAACCAGAGGAUUAAGGCCCUCAGGAUGACAACUAAGGCAUCUAGAGAAGAAAGAAGAUGGCAUCACAAAAGCAGUCCACGCAAGGACUGAUGCCAUUUUCUAUGCAGACAGCAAAUGGAAACCUACGCCUUCAAAAUAAAUAAAUAGAUAAAUAAAUAAAUAAAUAAGUCUUGCUGAGCUGAAA